Trypanosoma brucei brucei TREU927 is the source of this 2136-nucleotide messenger RNA. RefSeq names its product N-acetyltransferase subunit Nat1, putative. Gene Ontology annotation, molecular function: protein-N-terminal amino-acid acetyltransferase activity; protein binding. The transcript has a single exon. The record is from RefSeq and is a predicted model, not a curated record. Gene Ontology annotation, cellular component: cytoplasm. NCBI's taxonomy places the organism in Eukaryota, Euglenozoa, Kinetoplastea, Trypanosomatida, Trypanosomatidae. The coding region runs from base 1 to 2136 and encodes 711 amino acids. Gene Ontology annotation, biological process: N-terminal peptidyl-methionine acetylation.
AUGGCUACAACCUUGCCUUUACAGCAACAGCGACUCUUUGACAAACUCGCGCGCGAUUUCGAUGCACGGGAAUAUGCAAAGGGCCUGCGCACAGCCGACAGCAUUCUGUCCGUCGUCCCCAACCACGCGGACACCCUCGCACUGAAGGGGUUGACGUUGCACCACAUGGGUCGUAAGGAAGAGGGACGUGAAAUCAUCGAAAGCGCCCUCGGUUUCAACGAUACUUCCACAGUUGUGUGGCAUUCGCUCGGGAUGUGCCACCGCGCAGAUGAUAAUCACGUGGAGGCGCUGCAUGCGUUCCAGAAGGCACACGAAUACGGCCCAUCGAACGUAAACGUUCUACGAGAUAUUUCAUCAAUCUGUGUACAAUUGAGGGAGUGGGAGCAAUUCGUGGACGUUCGCAGAAAGAUGGUGACCUUAAGACCAGGCGUCCGCGCCAACUGGAUUGCACUAUCCUGUGGCCAUCGCAUGCUUGGAAACAAGGAAUUGGCGGCUGCUGUGAUAGACGUUAUGACUACUAUAAUGGAAGCAGGAGAUAACAGGGCGGAGAAGAGCGAAGUGCGCCUCUAUCAGGUGGAACUAGAGUUGGCUUGUAAUGCGCCUGCCCGAGCAUUGGAUCUACUGAAGAAACACAGCCAGGAGAUCAUCGAUGAAUACGAAAAGGCGUCUCUUCGCGCCAAAACUCACGCACUUCUCGGGCAAAAGGUGGAAGCUGAGAAAUGGUACAUGGAGCUCAUCACCAGAGGAAUGGCGGAGGCGGAUUGCGUUGCCGCGAUUGCCCAAUUGCGCAAGAUUCCUCUUGACGCAGCCCGACGUCCAAAGCGUGAUGUGGAUAAAUACCUAGAACUUCUUAAACAAGUUCAGGAAGUAAACCCCAAGAGUAACUACGCCAAACGGCAGGUCCUGGAAUGUGUGCCUAUCGAGCAGUUCAGGGACCAACUUCGUGAAUACGCGGGGAUGUUCAUAGUGAAAACCAUUCCCUCGCUUUUCAGUGUUCUCAAAUCACUUUAUCAGUGUCCUGAUCGCACACAGCAUAUUGGUGAGGUGUUCCAUCAAUGGGAAGAGGAACUCAUGGCGGGAGAUUUCUCAAGCUUCGGUGGAAAGAAAGAUCCUACUUUUAUUUUGUGGGUUUGGAUGUAUUUGGCUUCCCACUAUUGCCGUAUACGUGAGUUUGGACGGGCUUUGGAGUAUAUUGGCCGCGCCAUCGACCACACACCAACGUUUGACCUUUUGUACCUCAUGAAGGCGAAAAUACAAGCGAAGAACAACCAGUUGGACGAAGCUGCGAAAACGGCCGAUAUGGCACGCCGGUUGGACCUACAAGACAAGUACCUCAACGGAAAGGCUGCCAAGUACUUCUUCCGCGCCAAUAAGAUUAGGGAGGGGGAAGCACUAAUGCAAAUGUUCUACAAGACCACUGAGGUACCUGACGAUACAUACCUUACUGCGCUGGAAUCCCAGUGCGCAUGGUAUGAAAGAGAGGUAGGGGAUGCGUAUUAUCGAAUGGGUGACUACAUCUCUGCACUAUCAAAUUACCUGAUGUGCGAGAGCCACCACCAACGUAAUCACAAUGAAUUGUCCGAGUUUCACAACUAUGUAUUUCGUAGGUGCACGAUGAGGGCCUGGUUUAACGUGAUCGCCUGUGACGACAACCUCGAAGAAAACAAAUUCUUUCAGAAACUGUGCCCCCGUAUCGUUAGGACAUAUAUGAAGAUUCAUGAGGAAGGUGAGGAGGCUGUGCGAGCCAAAUAUGCUCCUAGACCAGAAGUGGGUAAGUAUAGCGAUGUGGAGGAAGGAAAGCGUAUCGCAAACCUGAGACGUACAUUCUACUUGCACAACGUAGACAUCUCCGAUCCUCUCAAGAAAGCAGGGCGAUAUCUUCAGGCGUCCCUUCUGCACAAUGCGCUGUCAUCGGAGGUGCACCUCCUAGCAGUUGAGUUCUACACAAUGUGCCGAAUGCCCUUUCUCGUGGCACGUGAGUUGUUGAUUUUGGCUAAGUUGAAAUGUCCGUCGACGAAUGAGCUUGUUACUCAGUUCGAAAACAACCUGUUUCGUGAAAUGGCAUCCAGCAUGGAUCCACGGGUGGAGUCCAUAAUCAAGGAAACGCUUACUACCGCUUUGGAAAAACUGAAUUAA